Messenger RNA from Symbiodinium necroappetens, 357 nucleotides. The record is from the annotation of a GenBank genome assembly. NCBI's taxonomy places the organism in Eukaryota, Dinophyceae, Suessiales, Symbiodiniaceae.
GCAGCAGUAUGCCCUGAAGCUCAUCCGCUGUUUUGCCAUCGCUUUGAAGUACCACCUGACUGAGGAUGGCUGCAAUCCUCACAUUCAGCUCGGCUCACGCACGACGGAAGAGGAUGUGCGGCAAGCUACGACCAGAGCUUUCAAGGCCGAGCUUGGCUGCAUCUGGGAUGCGCGCGUGGCGGAAGAACGGGGCUUCCUCGAUCGUAUCACCUCCACCACUUCGGCGAACCGGCCGCUACAGAUCCUGCACGAGCUUGAGCUUUUGAACAGCUCGGUCUUCUGUGUGCCCAAGCUUGGGGGCCUCGACCCACCAGCGGCGAACGAAGUCGAUCGCAGCAUCACCAAGCUACACAAUGU